Molecule: messenger RNA, 1401 nt
Organism: Adineta ricciae
Lineage: Eukaryota; Metazoa; Rotifera; Eurotatoria; Adinetida; Adinetidae
Source: the annotation of a GenBank genome assembly
AUGGGGGACUACCGUACCUAUCUGUUUCCAAUUGUUUUGUUUCUCUUACAAACGGCCUUCACUGUUCUUUUGGGUUUGUACAGUGAAUAUGAAUAUUUUCCGCUUUCAAAUGUCACUGAUUUCGAAAAUCCACCACGUGGUUUAGUUGAAUUCUACUAUUCAAUGUUCACAGACAUACAUGUCAUGAUGUUCAUCGGCUUUGGCUUUCUCAUGACAUUUCUCAGUCAUUAUUCGUAUUCAGCUAUUGGCUUCAACUUUAUUCUAUGUGCAUUCACAGUCGAAUGGGCAAUGAUUAUGCGCGGCUUCAUCUUCGAUUGGAAUGAUACCAAGCAAAAGUUCAUAGUUGAUGUACGAAGUUUAUCUACAGCAGAUUUUGUCUCCGCUAGCAUACUGAUUUCUAUGGGAGCUGUUUUGGGUCAAGUCAGUCCUUUACAGUUAAUUAUAAUGGCGUUUUUCGAAGUUCCACUUCAAGUGGUGAAUGAAUGGAUCGGUACAUACUACUUUUGUGCUAAUGAUGCGGGAGAAUCGAUGUUUGUGCAUGUGUUUGGAGCAUAUUUUGGUUUAGCCGUUGCUUUCGUUCUGUUUCAUUCAAAUGUCAUUGAUUCGCCACUGGAAAAAUCUCGUUAUACAUCCGAUUUAUUCUCUAUCAUUGGCACAAUGUUCCUGUUUUGCUUCUGGCCAUCGUUCAAUGCUGGCACGGCAAGUGGCGUAGAACGACUUCAUGCCAUUACGAACACAUAUGUAUCGAUAUGUGCAUCGGUUAUCGGUGCCUUUCUCAUGUCCACUGUCGUACGGAAAGGCAAAUUAGACAUGAUUCACAUUCAAAAUUCAACAUUAGCUGGCGGAGUAGCUGUUGGAACAGUGGCUACAUCGAAUAUUGGUCUUCAUGGUGCAAUGAUUAUUGGCACUCUUGCUGGAAUGGUAUCUGUUUUAGGUUUUCAUUUUCUUAUGGAAAAAGUACAGCACAUACGUAUUCACGAUACAUGUGGCGUCAAUAAUCUACAUGGAAUGCCAGGUUUAAUGGCGGGUGUUGCAGGAAUUGUCAUCGUUUUCAUUGGAAAUCGUUCUGGAUUUCUCGACCACUUAACCGACGUGUGUCUGAGCGGUGGAAAACAACGAACAGCUAAUAUACAAGCAGCAUAUCAAGCCGCAGCUCUUGGUUUAACAUUAUGUGUCGCUAUAAUUGGCGGAUUAAUCACUGGGGCAGUCUUACGUUUACCCAUGUUUGCAAAACAAUAUGAAAAUUUUGAAGAUGAACCGCUUUGGCAUUUACCCGAGAUCAACGAACCGAAUAGUACAGCAGGCAGUGUGAAUGCAAAUCUCGAUCGACGGUUUAGUAUUAUACCUGUAGCUAAUAUGAACAAAAAUCUACAACGACGAUUUAGCGUUUUUCCACAGUGA